UUCAUAUCUGAGCUAAAAAUCUUUGCACUUGACAAAAACAAUGGAAUCCUUACAUUUAAGAGGACCUCCACGUCCCCCUUUACCUCCUCCUUCUUCUCGACCCGAAUCCCAACCCAAACCCGAAUCCAUCAAACUCAAAAACGGCGUCGUUGCAACCCCAAAACUCAUCCACACUCUCCGCAAAAAACAAAUUCAAAAAAACAGGCGCCGCAAUCCUCAAACCAACCAAACCCCAGAUGAAAACCAACAACAAGAAGUUGACUUUGAAACCUUAAAAGCUGAAUUCAAUACUUUUAAUAAAGCAAUCUUGAAAGCAACUAAAAGUAACCAAGAUUUCGACUUAAACGGUGUCGUUUCUUCGUCUUUAGUAGGGAAGCCAUGGGAAAGAUUGGAGAGAAGCGAGUUGAUGGGGUACGCGAAUGCGAAUAAAGAGUUUGUGGGGAGUGAAGGGAAUUUAAAGUAUGAACAUUUGGAAGAAUUGAGUGAGUUUAUUGAAAAAGAAAGGGAUAAGUUUAAGUGGAUUUUGGAUGAUGAUAUUGAAUUUGAUGAUGAAAUGUUGGAAAAUAAGAAAAAUGAGAAUUGGGUACCCCCUGUACGAAAACUUAGUGAUGCCCAAUCCAUUCGGUUUCUCGUUGAUAGGCUUAGUGGAACAGAGAUGAGUAUGAAGAACUGGAAGUUUGCUAAGAUGAUGAAACAGUCGGGAUUGCAGUUUACGGAAGAUCAGUUGUUGAAGAUUGUUGGUGGACUUGGUGAUAAAGGUCAAUGGAAGCAUUCGUUGUCUGUUGUGAACUGGGUUUAUAAUUCUAAAGAGCAUAGGCAUUUUAAAAGCAGGUUCGUGUACACAAAACUCUUGUCAGUUUUGGGAAAAGCAAGAAGACCCCAUGAAGCCCUUCAAAUCUUUAAUUUCAUGCGAGCUGAUUACCACAUAUAUCCCGAUAUGGCUGCAUAUCACUGCAUUGCCAUUGCACUUGGUCAAUCUGGUCUUUUAAAAGAACUGGUGAAUGUAAUUGAUUGUAUGAAGCAACAACCUUCAAAGAUAGCCAAGAAAACUCGACGAAAAAACUGGGACCCGGUUCUCCAGCCAGACUUGGUGGUAUAUAAUGCUGUGCUUAAUGCUUGUACAUUGUCUGGUGAUUGGAAAGGGGUGUCAUGGGUAUUUGAGGAGUUGAGAAGCAAUGGUUUGCAGCCCAGUGGAGCAACUUAUGGACUUGCAAUGGAGGUCAUGAUGGCAUCCGGGAAGUAUGAGCUUGUACAUGAGUACUUUGAGAAGAUGAAGAAAAGUGGGAAUCCUCCUAAAGCCCUAACUUAUAAAGUACUGGUCAAGGCUUUUUCAAAAGAAGGUAAAGUUGAUGAGGCGGUAGAAGCGGUGAGGGAUAUGGAACGGAAGGGUGUUGUUGGAGCCGCCUCUGUAUAUUGUGAACUAGCGUUUUGUCUUUGUUACAAUGGAAUGUGGCAAGAAGCUAUUGUGGAGAUUAAAAAGAUGAAAAGACUUACUCUAACCAGACCUUUGGUGGUUACCUUCACUGGCAUGAUAUUGUCUUCCAUGGAUGGAGGGCAUAUUGGGAAUUGUAUACGAAUCUUUGAUAUCAGUAAGGAGUAUUGUGCUCCUGACAUCGGAAUUAUAAAUGCUAUGCUCAAAGUUUACGGGCGGAACGAUAUGUUUUUUGAAGCCAAAGAGUUAUUUGAGGAUACGAAAAGAUCUAAUGGACAUAACAUUAGCCUGGGUCGUGAUGGUCCGUUUGUUAGCCCGGAUGCAUACACUUAUGGAGAAAUGCUAAGAGUAUCUGCUAGUGCCCAUCAGUGGGAAUAUUUUGAUUAUGUUUACAAGGAAAUGGUUUUUUCUGGAUAUCAGCUUGAUCAAAAUAAACAUGCAUUUCUGCUUGUUGAAGCAUCUAGGGCUGGAAAGACCCAUCUAUUGGAUCAUGCAUUUGAUGUGAUGCUGGAAGCAGGUGAAAUACCACCAUCGUCAUUCUUUGUUGAAAUCAUAUGCCGGGCUAUGAUCCAAGAUGAUUUUGAUCGAGCUUUGACCAUUCUUAAUAGCAUGGCCCAUGCCCCAUUCCAGGUUCGAGAAAAGGAAUGGAGGGGAUUGUUUGAGGAGUACAAAGGUAAAAUCACACGGUCUCAUUUGAGAAAACUGUAUGACAAAAUUGGUACUCGUGAUGUAGCAAUGGAAGCUUCGGCCUAUAAGUUAACAAGACUAUUGCAAUCACUUUGUGGGUCAAAGUCGAACAAUUCUUAUCGGGGGAAUUCAAGUUCAAGCAGUAACACCAUACAAGAGUCAGAUUCAGAGUCAACUUCAGAUGUCAAAGGGCAGAAACUACACAGUAUAAUGGAGCAUUUUGCUGAUGAGUUGACUCUCGAAUCAGUUAAAAAUUUCCCUGAUGAAAGGUCAACGUUGACUAGUAAUGGGAGAUCAGAUGAUGAUUAUGAUUCAGAGGAUGAUUUCUUGGUUGAUGAAUUCGGGGAACUGGAUGAAUCAAAGAGAAACAAGUUGCCAUCUGCAGACGGUAUACUGGAAAAUUGGAAGGAAAGUAUGAUGAAAGAUGGUACAUUUUUGCCAUUUCAAGUUGGAAGGAAGUGAUUCCAGAUAUAAUUUUGCAUUACAAGUGUGCAAAUGAGUGUUUUAUGUUGUAAUUUUUGUAAAAGCUUGUAUGUAUGAUCCCUAUACUACUUAGUCUACUUAGCAUCUAGUUGUGAGUUUCAUAAUGCAUAGUUAGAGAAAUUUCUUGGUAUAUAAGUGGCUAAGAUGAGCAGAAUAAAAAUCGUUUACAUUUUGUUCGAUAUU
Erigeron canadensis is the source of this 2785-nucleotide messenger RNA. RefSeq names its product pentatricopeptide repeat-containing protein At5g67570, chloroplastic-like. Gene Ontology annotation, cellular component: chloroplast. Lineage: Eukaryota; Viridiplantae; Streptophyta; Magnoliopsida; Asterales; Asteraceae. Gene Ontology annotation, biological process: chloroplast organization. The coding region runs from base 41 to 2581 and encodes 846 amino acids. The transcript has 9 exons. Gene Ontology annotation, molecular function: protein binding. The record is from RefSeq and is a predicted model, not a curated record.